Dibothriocephalus latus is the source of this 525-nucleotide messenger RNA. The record is from the annotation of a GenBank genome assembly. NCBI's taxonomy places the organism in Eukaryota, Metazoa, Platyhelminthes, Cestoda, Diphyllobothriidea, Diphyllobothriidae.
AUGCUGCAAAAAUGCGUGACGUUAUAUGUGCUCCGAACUGAUCAUCUAACCUUUGCUAUUCUCGUUUCGCUUAUUACAAUUCUGUUAGUGUCCUAUAAACAACACAGUUUACCACCUAACACGUAUUGCAGAGCAUCCGGUGUCGUCUACGUUGGCGAAGACAUCAAAACGAAGCGACGAGUGGCUAUUAAACAGAUGAAUCUUCGUCAGCAGCCCAAAAAGGAAUUGAUCUUGAAUGAAAUACUGGUCAUGCGGGCACAUCGGAAUGGGAACAUUGUCAACUACCUCGACAGUUACCUCGUGAGCGUUUUUCCCUGGUUUUCACGUACUGUUUUGUGCCCACUGGUUGAAUCUCGGAAUCUGCUCGGAAUGGAACUGUGGGUGGUGAUGGAAUACCUCGAUGGUGGCUCUCUGACCGACGUUGUCACGGAAACAUGCAUGGAGGAAAAACAUAUUGCCACGGUCUGUCGCGAGGUAGGUUGCAGUUUUGCAAAUGUACCUUCUAUACUUCUAUACUUCCCUUAA